GUUGAUAUAAAGUCAGGAGGAAGCGCAGAAAGAAAACAAAGCAGCGCUGCUCUCGAGCUGUGCAGAAAUAAACAACAGGCAGAAUAAAAAAUAAUACAAAAAGAGCACGCGAUAAAACACGCGCUAUAAAGCGGCUGGUGUGUGUUUGCUGUGUUUGGAGUCAUGGGUCGCAUCUUCCUUGAUCAUAUUGGCGGAACACGCCUCUUUUCCUGUGCCAACUGUGACACCAUCCUGACCAAUCGCUCGGAGCUCAUAUCCACCCGCUUCACGGGUGCCACCGGCCGAGCGUUCCUCUUCAACAAGGUGGUGAAUCUGCAGUACAGUGAAGUUCAAGAUCGUGUGAUGUUGACGGGCAGACACAUGGUACGUGACGUCAGCUGUAAAAACUGCAACAGUAAGCUGGGCUGGAUCUACGAGUUCGCCACCGAGGACAGUCAGCGCUAUAAAGAGGGCCGUGUGAUCCUGGAGAGGGCGCUCGUGAGGGAGAGCGAGGGCUUUGAGGAGCAUGUCCCGUCUGACGCGUCCUGAGAUGUCUCAUCUUCUCUCACAUGUUCUGAGGAUGUUUAUCUCCCUGUCUCUCCUCCACAAACACAACACAAGCUCUAUAGAUGAAUUCUGAGACUUUAGGCCAACUCAUGAUCUGAACUCCAUAUAUUUCCUAAAAUGUGUGUUUACCAGGCAAAAGUGACAGAUUCAUGACACCACAAUCUCUUAUUUUCUUGGUUACAACAACAACAUCAUAACUUAAAGAAAUAGUUCACCCAAAAAUGAUAAUUCUCUCAUCAUUUACUCACUGUUAUGCCGUCUCAAACUCAUAUGACUUUCUUCUGUGAAACACAAAGAUAUUUUAAUGGAGAUAUGAUGUGUUUAUAAUCAUGCAAUGCAAGGCAAUGGGCUCUAAAAAGCACAUAAAGGCAGCAUAAAAAUAAUCCAUAUGACUCCAGUAGUUUAAUUCAUGUCUUCAGAAGUGUGUUCAGAGCUCUGCAUAUGCGUCAAGCGUUAAGUGUAAUCGACCUUCAAAACAUGAUCAUGCGUAGGAGACUGCAAAUGUCGAGAUUUAUAGUGAAAACGGAGUAACAUUUUGGUCUGUUUCUCACCCAAAACCGAUUGGAUUACUUCUGAAGACAUGGAUUAAACCACUGGAGUAGUAUGGAUUACCUUUAUGCUGCCUUUAUGUGCUUUUUAGAGCCCAAAGACUUGCAUGAUUAUAAACACAUCAUAUCUCCAUUAAAAUAUCUUUGUGUUUCACAGAAGAAAGAAAGUCAUACUACUUUGAGAUGGCAUAAAGGUGAGUAAAUGAUGAGAGAAUUAUCAUUUUGGGGGGAACUAUUUCUUUUAGAAUGGCAAAACACUGGUAAUCCACUCUGAGUUUAAGGCCAUAAGGGGAUUUAAAUUAAUAUUUGUAUAGACUCAAAAAGAUAAACUCACAUACUCAUGUUCUGUGUUCCUCUCAGUGAAAUCCAUUAUUAUAGUCUUUGUGAUGUUGUGUGGUUCUGUGGGGAAAGUGCACAAUAAGACUAAAUUUCCCCUUUCCUUAAAUCAACUAAAGUUUAGAGAUUGCCUAACCGGUCAGGACUAAUGUAAACUUUAUCAUCUUUAAUAACUCACCCGUUUGGGUGGCAUAUCUUGUGAGACUCUGCGGCCCUGUAGACUUCUAAAGUCAUGUGACCUGUGCAACAAUGACCAAACGAGUUCAGCUGAUUGCAGUCUGACAGGCUUUAAAAUGCUUUAUUUAACUUCCUUCUGGUUAAAAAGGGUUUCCAUUGUAUAGCUGUCAUGAAGCCACAAGAGCCGCUGAACACAAUCUGAUUUCAUUCACUGAAAACAUUAGAUGACCACACACACACACACACACACACACUCAGGCCUGAAUACAUGAAUCUUGUUCUUAAUCACAGAGACAUUAAACUACCAAAAGAUUCUGCAUUGUUUCAUUUUUCUUCUGGUUUGCUGAUCUGCAGAGAGUCUGAUCACUUUGUUCUUAGAAUUGAGCACAUACGCUGAUCAGCCACAACAUUAACAGCACCUGCCUAAUAUUGUGUAGGUCCCCCUAGUGCCGCCAAAACAGCGCCAACUCUCAUCUCAGA
This is a messenger RNA of Myxocyprinus asiaticus (Chinese sucker), 2087 nucleotides long. RefSeq names its product protein yippee-like 5. Lineage: Eukaryota; Metazoa; Chordata; Actinopteri; Cypriniformes; Catostomidae. The coding region runs from base 163 to 528 and encodes 121 amino acids. The record is from RefSeq and is a predicted model, not a curated record. The transcript has 3 exons.